AUGUCGAGAUCGGCGACUGUCGAGAAGCCAAUUGCUCAGUCGAAGUCGACUGGUCUGCAGAUGUCGAAGGUGAAAGCUCGAAAGCGCGCCUUGUUCGAGCUUUGGCACAAGGAGAAGUUGGCCGAAAUCGAGUCGUACAGCCGAAAGUGUGCUAACUCAUGUGAUCUACGCCUCUCCAUGAAGGAGGAACCUGACUCUGACCCUGACCCUCAGCCUCCGGUAUCUUCGCCAAGCUCUAUUAGCGCGGAUGCCAUAAUCGACAAGACACCUAUUCUUUCGCUGUGCCUGCAAAGUCCAUCUCCAGCAGCGGCUAGAACUCAGAACUGCUCCACGGAUCCAGUGAUCGACAGCAGCAUGACGACACCGUUGCAGUCGUCAGGUGGUAUUCAAUAUGCGCCAUGUUCGGUAGUGCCUUCGUUACCGACGUUACUGUCACAACCGACGCAGCUGAUUCGUUCGUUGACGUCGCCAAAACUGUCGCGUCACAACGACGCUGCUUUCUACCCGAACAUACAGUGUAUCCUAUGCAAUGAAUGGGUGUGCUCGCGCAACAGGUUCAUGCAUAUCGAAUCUCACCUGCAGUACAGGCCAUACAAGUGUAACAUGUGCGGCUACGACAACCGUAAGCAGAUCUUCAUCGACCUGCAUAUCAAACGCGUCCAUAACGGUACGGGCAAGGUGCUGUACCUGCCUGACGCCGAACUGGAGAAGAGAGCCUGGUCGAUCGCCGAGCAAUGCUUACAGCAUACCAGGGACGUUCUGAUGAACGACAGCUCCGGCGUCGAUCGUCCUGAUUCGAUCCGCUCCGUCACCAAUGGCGGCGGCGAUUCGCCGGCGAUCAACGACAAACGGCGAUCCAGCUGCGCGGCGGUCAGUCAGGACCUGAUUAAACCGUAUAAGGAUUUUUUUCGUCCCCAGAUCUUCAACAACCAAAGAGCAGAGAAGAGCCAGCUCAUUGAAGAAACGCGGCAACUUGGACUUAUUCCUGAUUUUUCUGCCGUUGCCGGCAGGGAAGAGCGUUGUCAACUGUGCCAGAGCUACGUCCUGAGGAACCAGUCCCUUUUGGAGGAACACGUUCGGAGUCACCUGUCGAAGCCGACGUACAGGUGUUUACUGCCGAAAUGCAGCCUGGUCCAUUUCUCUCGAAGCUUUAUUCAGCGGCAUACCAAAGAGGUUCACAAGACGCGCAAGACUGCGGUUGACCUGCUGGAGCACGAUGUCAAGAUCUUGCGCGAAUUCCUGAAAAUAUGCCCGGUUUGCUUUCCGAAGUUUUUCAUCGGUGCUAACCUGGAGCGCCUCAAAAGCAAUUACCUGCACAUCCUUGCCUACGACUGCUCUCAUUGUGAAUCUGCAGGAUCUGCGGACGACUUGGCACUGGCCACUCCUCCGUCGUCGUCGUCCAAAGACGAACAGGCGACGGCAAUGAAAUGUCUAGGGUGUCAUAAGAAGCUGCGACUUUUUCCGACUGACCAACAGGAUGUAUGUAGCAGUUGCUUCCAGAACGACGACACGGUUUACAGCGGCUCAAUCAUCUGUAAGGUGUGCUACGACAUGGUACCCGGCACAACGAUGAACCUAGAGCAACAUGCUCUCAAGCACAUGAGCACAUUUCCGUUCCAAUGCGCGUUUUGUGAGUUUUCAGACUGGAACUACUUCCUUGUCUCCAGACACUCAAUGAACGAGCACGCUGAAGACAGGGUGACCUUCAAAUGGGAACCAACAAUGUGGCGUACGCGCUGGAAGCUCCAGUUCAUUUCCUGUUUUGGCGAAGCAGAGAACAACUUUAAAGAGACACCCCGUGUUGAUGAUUCCUUAAGCACAGAACGAUGCUGUACGUUAUGCCUAAAAAAUGUUCCGGACUAUCCAGCCAGCCUUUUCCAGCACACGCUGAAGCACGUUAGCUCGCUCGUCUAUUACUGCAUCUACUGCCGGGAUCGAUUUCCGGAGCAAAAUCCCUUAUGUCUUCACAUCAGGUCAGAACACAAAGACUAUCCGGAGAUUCUUGUUACGAAUAACAAAGAAGUGGAAGGCGAACGACGUCGGAUUCUUGCCGUUUGUUUUCCGAACUGUUGA
This is a messenger RNA of Soboliphyme baturini, 2073 nucleotides long. NCBI's taxonomy places the organism in Eukaryota, Metazoa, Nematoda, Enoplea, Dioctophymatida, Soboliphymatidae. The record is from the annotation of a GenBank genome assembly.